Heterobilharzia americana is the source of this 798-nucleotide messenger RNA. The record is from the annotation of a GenBank genome assembly. NCBI's taxonomy places the organism in Eukaryota, Metazoa, Platyhelminthes, Trematoda, Strigeidida, Schistosomatidae.
AUGCGGGAUAUACUUUUAUUUGGUCCUCUUACCGGUGCUUUAGUCAAUCGAUUUGAUUAUCGUAUAGUUGCAUCAAUUGGUUCAGUUAUUACUUCAUUAUGCCUUCUAAUAUGUGCACUAUUCAUAUAUGAUUUAAUCAUAUUUACUAUUGUAUUCGGUGUCAUUGGAGGGAUUGGCUGUAGCCUAAUUUAUUUACCAGCUAUUACAGUAGUUGGACAUUGGUUCGAAGAUCAUCGUGCUUUUAUUGUUGGUAUGGUAAUGUGUGGUGGAUGUUUAGGUUCCGGUUUAAUGUCUAUCAUUACGCCUUAUUUGGCUCAUCAUUUCUCAUGGCGUGGUAGUCUUAUUUUAAUUGCUGGAUUAUUUAAUCAAACAUUAGUUGGUAUCGCAUUAUUUCGUCCAAUAAGUGUACAUGAAAAAAUUAAAGCAGUUAAAUUAUUAAAACAAUCUGAAAAAAAAGAUACUAGAAUGAAGCAUCAUAAAAGUAAAAAGCAUAAAUUAACAUUUCUAUCAUUAUGCAGUCGUAAUAAGUCAUCAAAACAUCGUCAAGAAAGAAAGGUUGCAAUUCAACGUGGUUCUAUAAUGGCUAGAAUUAUUGAAGAGAAAUCACGUCAAAGAACUACAUCAACAGGAAGUUUAGAUGGAAUGGUAAUAACACGUGAAAAUCAAUUAGUUGCACUUUCAUCAUCUAAUGCUUAUGAAGUUGUUAUGGCUGCAGCUGCUGUAUAUAAUGCUAACAAUAUGAUAAAUAUACAAAAAGAAGAAAAGAAAAAGAACAAUAUAAAAAUGAAUUUCAGUUAA